This is a messenger RNA of Poecile atricapillus (Black-capped chickadee), 2551 nucleotides long. It is a transcript of the gene LAT2, whose product is annotated as linker for activation of T cells family member 2. NCBI's taxonomy places the organism in Eukaryota, Metazoa, Chordata, Aves, Passeriformes, Paridae. The transcript has 13 exons. Bases 195 to 854 code for a protein of 219 amino acids. The record is from RefSeq and is a predicted model, not a curated record. Gene Ontology annotation, cellular component: plasma membrane. Gene Ontology annotation, biological process: calcium-mediated signaling; B cell activation; B cell receptor signaling pathway.
CCCAGAGGUUCUUGGGGCUCCUGUGGGGACACCGGGGUGUCCCACUGAGCUCAGAGAUCCCCAGGGUUGGUGACCCUUUAAAGAAGUUCGAGGUCAUACCUGUAAAACCUCUCUGAAAAGCGACAUUGGUGGAUGUUCCCUCCUCCCUGCUGCUCCUGGCCAUCACCAGCUCCAAGGCUGGAUGUGGCUGGGCCAUGGUGCAGCUGGAGCUGUGGGCGGCCGCGGCGCUGAUGCUGCUCGGGGCGGCCGUCGGCCUCUGCAUCAGGUGCCAGCUCUCAGGUACCAAACAGGAGACACAGCUGAAUGAGCGGAGGAGCCAGCUCGAAAGCCAGAGGAGAUUUGAGGUGAUUCGAUCCCAUACCACUGCAACCCGAAGGCUGGAAAAAAUUAAGGAACCUGAAGACUUAUCAAUAGCAAGGAAAGUCACUGAAGAGCUCCGUGCUUCCCAUCACACUGGAUAUGGGAGCAGGGACGACUCCAGGUACCAGAAUUUCCUGGCAGAGAACUGCCUGCAGGAAGAUGCUGCCUAUGUGGAGCCCAUAUCUCUGGGUUACUACUACAAUUGCCCCAGGUUCUUCGAUCCACUCCAUGGCAGGUCUCCAGGCAAGCAAGCAGAGAAAGAUGAGGAUGAGGAUUCCUAUUCCUAUGAAAAUGUCACCAUUGGAGCAUCCCAGGGCUCUGAUCCAGAUGAUGCUGCAGACUACGAGAACAGCGUGGCAAUACACACGUGGAAACUCCAGCAAGGGCAGGCUCUGCUGACAGAAAGCCUGGAUGAUGAGCCAGACUACAUCAAUGCAGGUCCUGGGUCAGGCCCUGCCCUGCUGUCACAGCACAGCAUUCUGCACAAAGUCUGAAGAACUCUUUUGCUGAGCUGUAAGAGAGCACCCAGUGAACAUGCACACAGGGAGAGGGGAGAUUGCCAUCCCUCAGUGAAACCUUUUCUCCCAACUGUGCCUGCAAUGACGUAGAAGGGGUGGUACUGAAAGGAAGAAAUGCACUUUUUGAAGCCCCACAGAAGACCAACUGCAAACCAGCAACUGGAGAAAAAGCACUCUGCAUCCAGCAACCACGGGCAAGCCCCAGGAUCCUCAUCCCCAUCUCAUUUCCCUGCAUGUCCACUCAAAGGUGGCAAUGUUUUCUCCUGUCAGGCAUGAAAUGAAUCCUUAACUUGCUGGGCAGUAAUGCAGCCAGCUACUUCAUCUGUCAGGGUGACUCAUGCACGAUGGUAUUAAACCAUGGGGAUUACCUUCUGAUUUAGUUCCUGUGCUCUCCUAUAGAAGCAGUUUCCUCUGUGAGAGGAAAUGGCAAGGCAGAGGUUGUGUUUAUAACAGCUGUGGUUGGCUGGAGCUGAAUGAGAUUCCAACCUGUUCACAAAAGCUAAAGAGGAUUAAAUGCCUGCCUUAUCCAUGGUUUGUAAUUCACAGUGCUGGUCUGUGGCAGUUUUCCUCGUGUUUCAGUAGCUGUUUUAUAAUGAUACAAAGAACCAGCAGCAACUGUGAGAGUCAGAUCCACAGCCACCAGCCUCAGAAACUGCCCCAGUCCCUCAAUAUGGCUGUUGGAAUAUCAUCCCAGAAACAGAAUCCCUAUCUCCUGAGCCCUGAUGCACAGAUCUGGCACUUCUGGAACACUUAUUUAUUAAAACUGAAAUCUUUCAAAGAAAAUGAGGUGUUUUGCUAUGGUUUGCAAUGAUAGAUGUCAGCAUGAUCAGGUGACAGAAAUGGGAGAACAUGAGGUGACAUGGAGCAAUGUGCAGGAUCUUAUGGGGAGAAAAUGCAUUAAAAGCCUUCUCAAAAUCAGAUCAGAAAAGCGUGUUUCAGGAAAGAACACAGCCCACGCUCAUGGUGAGUGAGCAGAGACAGGGAGCUGAGGGUUAGAGACCUCGGAGUGGGAGAAGGGAUGUCAGGUGCUUCCUGCUGCAAAUGACUUGGCUCUAAUUUUAGCAGAAUCACCGAGACCACAGGUGCCCACCGUUGCUGCAGCUGAAACAGUGGGUGGGUUGGAGUUUGGCUCAGCAAAAGGUUUGCUAGUGGUUCCUACAAAUGCUACAAGUUUCCACAGGACUUCCACAACAGAGAAAAUCUGGUGCACUUCAGGGAUGCACACAGUGAGCCACAACCUGGUCCUCAGCUCAUCCCAGCCCAGCUUCUCCUCACACCCUUAGGUUUCCUGAUGGUCAAAUGCUCUGCAAAAGGUCUGCACAGGCUCCCAGGCAGGCAAGCGGUGCUUUUGUCACUGGAAUUGUACCUGUACCUCACAGGGCUGUGAGACUGUUGGGAUUCAUCCUCAGCACCUGAAGAAGCUUCCAUUUUCCAUGAAGUGCUGCAGACUGUGGAUUGCUCACUGCAAGGGUGAGCUCGUUCUGAGUGAUGUCUGGUGAUGUUACCCACUGGUGAUUCAUCUCCCAACCAAGGGAGCCAUUCAUGAUUAGGAGAUUAGCAGCAGUGACAGAUCCUUGGCUCACAACAUCAGCUCCAGCUGGAGACCUCCCAGAAAGUUCUAGGCACUAGGUCAGUGCAUGGUCAGAACAUGAAAAUACAAGAUUUACUGCUCU